CCUCAGAUCCAGCCGUACGCCACCGGCUCCUCGACCAAUUCCUCGCCUCGAGGCGACUCGAUUAGCUCUGGGUCCGUGGGCGGAAGCGCGAGUUCACACACAUCAUACGCCGCGUCGAUAAACGGCCACAACGCAGGCUUCAAGACACCCUCCCCCGAGCAGACCCCGCAGUCACUCAAUCGCGACGGCCAACCGUUGAAUGCGCAGUCGCAGCAAAGCUCUCCAUACGCACCUCACGACGGCUACGCCUUCACCCAAGUGGGCUACAACAGCAUGAACCAGAUGCAACCGUAUGCUGACGUGCAUCCGCCCCACAUGUCUGCUGCCACUGCCCAUGCCCCGUCCUCGGCUGCUCCUCCGGGUCUUUCGCACUAUGCCUAUCCUCCCCAGUCUGCCAUGCUCCAACCUGGGGCCCAAUACGGACCUACCCCGCCUGGCUAUCCGCAAUAUGGCUAUUCGAAUGGCGUCCCAUCUCAAUUGCCCGCAUCUGGAUCCAUGAGUAACCCCAUGGUACCUUCGACAAUACAGCUUCCUGCCAUGUCAGCUGGUGCGCCACCGUCGGGUCUGCCAGGCUCGCAAAGCUACCAAACACAUUCGUUUGAUCACACUGGGCAGGUCGCCCCGCCCGGCAUGAAGCCUCGCGUAACUGCCACGUUGUGGGAAGACGAAGGCAGCCUUUGCUUCCAAGUUGAGGCAAAGGGUGUAUGCGUCGCCCGUCGUGAAGACAACCACAUGAUCAACGGUACGAAACUUCUCAACGUCGCUGGUAUGACACGAGGCCGUAGAGACGGUAUUCUCAAGAGCGAAAAGACCCGACAUGUCGUCAAAAUUGGACCCAUGCAUCUCAAGGGCGUAUGGAUUCCUUUUGAGCGGGCGCUUGAGUUUGCCAACAAGGAGAAGAUUACAGAACAGCUGUAUCCUCUCUUUGUUCAUGACAUUGGAGCUCUGCUGUAUCAUCCCUCGAACCAGACGAGGGCAAGUACUCAGCGAUACAUGGCAGGUCCGACGACGUCGCAACCUCCAUCUCUGCAUCACCAUCACUCGAUGAGCAACCCCGUCGGGGGAGCCAUGUCCCAACCACCACAUGCUAUCCAGCCACACCCGUCCUCGGGACGCCCAAGCAUCGAUCGCGCGCACACUUUCCCCACUCCACCAACGAGUGCGUCCAGCAUUAUGGGGAUGGGCAACCAAGGCAGUUCAUAUGAGUGGAACGGCAACAACGUUCAAAACACUCCAGGAAGCCAACCCCUCUCCAUUGACACGGGCUUGAGCAAUGCCCGAUCUGUACCUACUACACCCGCGAGUACCCCGCCCGGUGUCGUACAGCAAGGCAUUUCGUACCCUUCCGGUCAGAGUUUCGAUGGCUCGAGGCCCAUGUACUCUGCACCUCCCUCUCAGCCAGGUCAAUAUCACACUCAAGGGCAACCCAUGAUGACCUAUAGACAAGACGGACCUUAUCCCAAAACGGAGAUGGCACCGCCGUCUCGCAUCACCGAUGUUACCGACGAGGAGGUCAAGCCAGCCGAUGGCAUGAUGCCGCAAGGCAACGAUCAGGUAUCGGCUGCCCCGGCUGGAAGCGAGGCCGAUCACGAGCAAGACCAUGAGUACACUCAUUCAAAUGCUCCUUACAAUGGCAACAGAAGCACGUAUGGCUACAACCCCGGCGCUGCUCCUGGAUCAAUCCACCCCGAUCAUGCUCAUCUUUCCCCGGAAAUGACCGGAUCCCCGCACCAGAACGGAUCUGGACGCGCAACACCGCGAACAGCAGCCACUGGACAGACGCAAUGGAACCCCGGAUACCCAACACCCCAACGCCACGCACCGCCAUCCAGCAAUCUCUACAAUGUCAUGAGCGACCCUCGUGGUGCUCCCAACGGCAACGGACCACACCAUGAGGCAUAUCCGGGCCAGGGCGCAGUGUCGCAGUAUUCAAACCAAGCAUACCCUCCGAUGAACGGAAGCAAGCGUGGCCGCGACGACGAGGAUCAAGAGUCGUACAGUCGCCCUGACAGCGUUCAAGGGGACGACAUGGGUGGUAUGAAGAGGCGGAAGACCAUGGAAGGUGGUGCUGUCGGUGGGCCCUAUGCUCAAGACCCCAAUCCUGGACUUCAACGUUCUCACACUAUGGCCGCUCAACGUGCCAGGAGAUAGUGAGGUUGGCCUUUCCAGUUGCUCUGGUGGACAGUUGAUUUUGUGUUUGAUCUAGACGGUGGUCCAGUCUAUAUCCAAUGGUUCUGCAGCAUAGCGAGCGUUACUCACGAAAAAUCACGACACCCUACCGCCGCAUCUCCGACUGAUCCUCCACUUCUUGAUCUCGAACCCGACUGCUCUCGAGCAAACAAAAAUUUGACACUCU
This is a messenger RNA of Dothidotthia symphoricarpi CBS 119687, 2356 nucleotides long. RefSeq names its product apses-domain-containing protein. The transcript is spliced from 5 exons. Lineage: Eukaryota; Fungi; Ascomycota; Dothideomycetes; Pleosporales; Dothidotthiaceae. Gene Ontology annotation, molecular function: DNA-binding transcription factor activity; sequence-specific DNA binding. The record is from RefSeq and is a predicted model, not a curated record. Gene Ontology annotation, cellular component: nucleus. Gene Ontology annotation, biological process: positive regulation of transcription by RNA polymerase II. The coding region runs from base 274 to 2151 and encodes 625 amino acids.